Messenger RNA from Rosa chinensis, 2796 nucleotides. RefSeq lists its product as uncharacterized. The coding region runs from base 188 to 2503 and encodes 771 amino acids. The transcript is spliced from 2 exons. The record is from RefSeq and is a predicted model, not a curated record. Lineage: Eukaryota; Viridiplantae; Streptophyta; Magnoliopsida; Rosales; Rosaceae.
AUUGUAAAUUUCUGAGUAUGACUUUUCAAGCUCCGAUUCACAUGGAAGCAUUUGCCAAAUAGUUUUACUGUGAUGGUCCUCUCAGAUUCAAACUUGUUCAACCCCAUUUCUGACUCCUUGGGUAUAUUACAUCUCUAGGUACGACCUCUUUCUGUGAAGGAAUUUGCUUUAGUUUGUGCAAUCUGGUAUGCUUACUGCCUUACUGGUGCCAAAGAAUAGUUGGAUUCCUGAGGAAUUUAUGGAUUGCAAUAAAAGUGAGGCAGUCAGGGCUAAGGAACUUGCCGAGAGGAAGCUCCUAGAAAGAAAUUAUGCUAGUGCAAAGAAGAUUGCUUUGAAGGCUCAAAAGUUGUAUCCUGAGCUUGAGGGUCUCUCUCAACUGUUGACAAUAAUAGAUAUUUAUAUCUGUGGAGAAAACAAAACUAUUGGAGAUGCGGAUUGGUAUGGAAUACUUGGUGUGAUUCCUUAUGCCAAGUAUGCACUCAUUAGGAAACAGUAUAUAAAGUUGGCUCUCAGGCUUCAUCCUGAUAAAAACAAGUCUCCUGGUGCAGAAGGCGCAUUUAAGCUGGUGUCUGAGGCGUGGAACUUGUUAUCGGAUAAGGCUAAGAGAGAAGAAUACGAGAGACUAACAUAUUACCACAAUAGGAACUUGGAAGAAUCUCGUCGGGGAACUCCAUCCCAUUCUGGGGGUCUUUCAGAACAACCUGGUGCAAAUGCCUUUCAAAAUGUUACAAGUAGUGUUACUACACAUGCUACGGCGCUGCAUGGUCCCAUGCACUCAUAUGGAACACCUACUACUUUCUGGACGAUUUGCAAUCUGUGCAGGACAUAUUACCAGUAUCUCAGGAUGUAUCUAAAUCAAAUUCUCAUGUGCUCUACAUGUCAGAAGGGGUUCAGUGCUAUAGAAACAGCUGCACCUCCCGGUGUUUCCGAGUCAUCUAGUAGUUCUUCUUGCCAGGAACAUCACACUACAAGACGCCACGGUGCUGCUAGUGGUAGACCUUUUAAUUCUGGAAGAAACAAUGCUGUAGCUCGAAAUUUGGGAAAUAAGGGGUCUUUCGCUUCUAAAUCGGUGAAUAAGGCAACCUUCCAACAGAGCUCUUUCUCCAAAAUGACUAGUCGCGGUAGCACUGUUGCAUCAGGUUGUGCUGCAGCUGUGAGUGUGGCUCAGCAGGCAAAUGAGAAAGCGAAGAGACAGCGAGAGGAGAGACAGUCAAUCGCUGAAUGGGAGAGGAAUCAAAAGUUAAUGGGGAAUUCUUCAUUCAAAAAGAAAAGAAUUGAAGAUAAACAUCUUAAUGGUUGUGAAGGAUACAUGGCUAAUAAUAUCGCCAUAGGAAAUGCUGGAGCUGACUUAGGAGUAUCUGAAUCAGGUACAGGUAAUGUUGGCACAAAAAGAAUUUAUGGUUUCUCUAGCAUAGAUAAUAUACCUAACAGCAAGAGAGAGUUAUCCUAUCAUGAAAUGCAAAAUAUGCUGAUGAAGAAAGCACGAACUGAUAUUUCCAAGGUUCUGAAGGAGCAGAGCUCAGCUACUGCAUCAAAGAAACAAGAGGAGGUGAAAGUAGAUAAGAAACAGAAGAAUGUAGUAUAUGCUGGGACAGAGGAAAACGGUGAUAAUGGCGACGAUGCCAGGUCGUCAAUCUUAACUAAUGUUCCUGAUCCUGAUUUUCAUAAUUUUGAUUUGGAUCGAACUGAAAGUUCGUUUCUAGCAGAACAAGUCUGGGCCACAUAUGAUGGUGAUGGGAUGCCUCGUUAUUAUGCUCGUAUUCAGAAUGUGAUCUCCAGGAAGCCAUUUAAACUGUGCAUCAGCUGGCUUAAUUCAAGAAGCAACUCUGAAUUGGGUUCAUUGGACUGGAUAGGAUCUGGUUUCGCUAAAACCUGCGGAGAUUUUAGGCCUGGUAAACGUCAAACAUCCAAAACUUUAAAUUCUUUCUGCAAGAAGGUUAGUUGGAAAAAAGUUGCACAUGGAAUGAUUCGCAUAUUUCCUGGAAAGAUGGAUGUCUGGGCUCUAUAUAGAAAUUGGUCCCCUGAUUGGAAUCAGCAUACCCCCAGUGAAGUAAUUAACAAAUAUGAGAUGGUGGAAGUGCUGGAAGACUUUACUGAGGAACACGGUGUGUCUGUUCUUCCACUAAUCAAGGUUGCUGGUUUCAGAACAGUGUUCCAAAAGUGCAUGGACCCUAAAGCAGUUAGGAGAAUUCCUAAAGAAGAGAUGUUUCGGUUCUCGCACAUUGUCCCCAGUCAAUUGCUUACAGGUGCAGAAGCUCAUAAUGCUCCAAAAGGUUGCUUCGAAUUGGAUCCAGCAGCUAUUCCUUUGCACCUCCUCAAGGGGAUAACAGAAGAUAAUCAGGCAGCAAUGGCAGAGAAUGUUGGCAAAACAAAGGAAGAGGUGUUUCAAAGUGCCUCGACUAGAGAGGUAGAUGCAGGAAUGGAAGAAAGGGAGAUUUCAGAAAGCGGAGGACAACCAAUGGGGGUAGGCAAUAGUGCAUACCUAGUUGGCCAAGGAAACUGAUGAUACAUGCACAACAGAAGUUUUUUGCAGUUAUCUGGCAGGUGGGUUAUACCAUUUUGGUGUUUUGGUAUGCUAAGCCUUCAUGCUUAUGCCAAUCCUUUUGCAAAUGAACAUGCUGCUUCUUUUGCGCCGCAAUUGUUUAGCAGUUAGCUGGCAGGUGGAUUAUACCAUUUUGUCGUUUUGGGAAUGCUCAACUUUUGUAUGAGAAAUUGAGAACUGAAGAUGAACAUUUUUGUAAGCAUGUGGCUUGGAAAAUGAAGAUUCACCGUCUUUGGCAGCUUUCUGCGUUAUUA